GCCGAAGAGUUGUAGUGGGUGGGGCUCCGCCUGUUUGAGAGACACGUGUGCAGGCGAACCAGGAAGUGGCUGCCGGAAUUGGAGAGCUUGCCUGGGUGGUCCUAGGAGUGGUGCAUGUAAUCACCAAAACCUGGAGUCCUCAGUAUGCUAUUGGGAUACAGCCCGGUGUCUCAGGCACUUCUAGGAACCUUCUUGACCUGGGGAUUGACGGCUGCUGGUGCGGCACUUGUCUUUGUCUUCUCCAGUGGACAGAGACGGAUCCUGGAUGGCAGUCUGGGUUUUGCAGCAGGGGUCAUGUUGGCUGCUUCUUACUGGUCACUUCUUGCACCUGCCAUUGAGUUAGCUGAAGACUCUGAGAAGUUUGGGGCAUUUGCAUUUUUCCCGGUAGCUGUUGGCUUCACCCUGGGAGCAGCCUUUGUGUACUUUGCUGAUGUCCUCCUCCCUUGGCUGGGUAUCAGUGAGCCUCCAUACACAGCACUAGCACUGAGCUGUGAUUCGAGAGCGGUGAAGGAGAAAUACGAGCACCAGCCUCCCAAUCCUCAGGAGUAUGAAAAUGAACUGACCAUCCGGAUAGGUAGAGCUGCACUGCAUUCAGACAAAAGUGAAAAUGGGGAACCUUAUCAAAGAAGGAAAGGUGCUGGAGGCGGCCAGCAAGAUGCUCCUACUCCAUCCCAGACUUUCAAAGACAAUACUCCAGUCCCAGCAAGCUGCAGUUGGAGGCGAAUCAUGCUGCUCAUCUUAGCAAUAACAAUACAUAACAUUCCAGAGGGUUUGGCUGUUGGUGUUGGAUUUGGUGCUAUUGGAAAGUCGGCAUCUGCAACAUUUGAAAGUGCUAGGAAUUUAGCAAUUGGGAUUGGCAUUCAGAAUUUUCCAGAAGGGCUUGCUGUCAGUCUCCCUUUACGUGGAGCUGGGUUUUCAACAUGGCGAGCAUUCUGGUAUGGGCAAUUAAGUGGCAUGGUGGAGCCAUUUGCUGGCCUUUUUGGUGCCUUUUCCGUUGUGCUAGCAGAGCCCCUUCUCCCUUAUGCGUUGGCAUUUGCUGCAGGAGCCAUGGUGUAUGUGGUGAUGGAUGAUAUCAUCCCAGAAGCACAGAUCAGUGGCAAUGGAAAGCUCGCUUCUUGGACUGCCAUCUUUGGAUUUGUGAUUAUGAUGUCCCUAGAUGUUGGACUUGGAUAACAGAAGAUGCAACAUUUCUCAUGUUUUGGACCUUCAGGAUAUGUCAGUUGGAUCAAAAUGCACAGCAGAGGCUAGAAUUAGAACACUGUGUUUUACCUAAUCAUACUGAUCUGGGUUGCUGUUGAUUUGCCUUUUAAUUAUAUGGACUUUGGACAUUUGCCAUAACAGAAUAUGAAUGGUUUUGGGAAAUACAAGAUGCUGCUUCUCGGGAAUGUUUCGUUUGCUACCUAGUUAUAUCUUUUUCAUCAGGGAUUUGGGUAUGGAACAUAUCAGUGAAGCUGCAAGGCAUGUUUCAUUUCGCUCCUUCUUUUGACACACAAGUUUUUGGUACUCUUAAAGGUCAGCCCUAAUCUGUGAUGAUUGUCUUUGCUGCGUGUUUACAAUUCUCUUUGUGUGAAGGCCUGCGUGUUUACAAUUCUCUUUGUGUGAAGGCCUAGGAGGCAGCGUCCACCAUGCUUUCUUCAAGCCUAUGGAAAAUAUUCAGCUUCACAAGGUGUUAAAAUGGGUAGUAUUUUUUAAAAAUUAGUUAAAUAAAUAGGAUUUUUGGAGCUGCGUUUAUAGGAUAGGGCAUGUUUGGGUUUAUUAACAUGUUAUGACAGGGAUUUACUGGAGGAGUCAGGGAAUAAUUUGUUUCAGACUUGAUGGUGUUUGUAGCAAAUAUUAAGUACAAUAUGCUUCGCUCAAGCACCCAGCUUCGAAAAUACUGCUUUUGUUGAUCCACUCAUAUAUUAAUUGUCUAAUCUGACUUCAAAAUAUCAGUGUCCUAUUUGAGGUUUAAGGUAUGAAUUACAUUGGUGAAAGUACAAGGAAGAGAGCUCUGUGAAAGGUAAAUUUAUUUCUUGGUAAAAUUGACCUGCUAAUAUGCUAUCGCCAGCAAGUCUUCCUAGCUGAUUUCAAUACUGAUUCCUUGGAGAAAAAGAUCUGAGAUUUACAGCAAUUUAGUAGCUACCUCCUACUGGCAGCAAUUUAGUGGCUACCUCCUACUGGCAGUACUGGCAGCCUAUAGUAUGGCAUUGUGGUAUUUAAUGAUAUUAUUGUUGCUUUUUUUUCACUUUGCUUGAAUUGUGAUAGGACUUCCAUUCACAUUCCUUGUUGCUUUGCGGGAUAGUAGGGGUGUUUCAGAUUCUCAGUUUUUAUUAAUCAGAGUAAUUAGUUUUCUACCUAUAUGGAAUUGACCAUCUUGUAUAGUUUCAAGAGCCAUGAGGAAAAGUUUCAUCUAUUGAUACUCAUCCAUGGAAAGAGAAAUGAAUGGGUGUUUUGACAUAUUCAACCAGAGUAUCAAUAGGUUGUACAUCUGUCAUACAAGGCUGGUACAAUUGUGGCUCUAUUUCUACUCCUAGGCUCCCUCUCUCAUCAACUCUAAACUAGCACGGCCAAUGGGAAGAACUUCAGGACUGGUGAUCAAGCAAUAUCUUGAGGGCCACAGGUCCUCCAUCUCUUGUCUGGCAGCUUCAUUUAUAUCUUCAGCAUAGAUAUUUACAGAUUAAAAUGUAAGAAUUGUGCUAAAAACACUGGGACAUACCAUUUUAAUAGUUUCUUUAUCAGAAGAGACAGAUGUAUUAUUAGUGCCUGUGGCCACAUGCCUGGCCCACCUAGUUUUUUCUCCAAGUUCACAAAACAAGGGCUCCUGUUGCCUUCCACACAAUUCCUAUUAUUCUAGGAGGAACAGAACAUAAGGGGUAUGAGUGUGUCUGCCCAUGCAAGCAUGUGUGUUUAACAUUAACCAACUUGUUUCCAUGAACGAAAUAAGGUCAAUGCUAAAUAAAGUCAAUGGAAGUUUAUGUUCACGUAGGCCAGUACAGAAUGAUAAUUUGUAAUCAACGGAUGGAUCUUUUGUAACUUUAAUACAGCAGAAUAAAAGAAGAGAUUUAAAACAUUA
This is a messenger RNA of Anolis carolinensis (green anole), 3052 nucleotides long. RefSeq names its product solute carrier family 39 member 11 (gene slc39a11). Gene Ontology annotation, molecular function: zinc ion transmembrane transporter activity. The transcript has 10 exons. Bases 145 to 1173 code for a protein of 342 amino acids. Gene Ontology annotation, cellular component: membrane. The record is from RefSeq and is a predicted model, not a curated record. Gene Ontology annotation, biological process: zinc ion transmembrane transport. NCBI's taxonomy places the organism in Eukaryota, Metazoa, Chordata, Lepidosauria, Squamata, Anolidae.